Diplodia corticola is the source of this 1317-nucleotide messenger RNA. Its product is annotated as girdin isoform x5. The record is from RefSeq and is a predicted model, not a curated record. NCBI's taxonomy places the organism in Eukaryota, Fungi, Ascomycota, Dothideomycetes, Botryosphaeriales, Botryosphaeriaceae. The transcript is spliced from 2 exons. The coding region runs from base 1 to 1317 and encodes 438 amino acids.
AUGGCGACCAACGCCGGUCGUCCCAGCACCCCGCCCGCCCGUGCUGUCCUGCACGACUCGCCCUUCUCCGACUACUAUUCCGACAGUCCCUUCUCCGCCGGCCCGCAGCACGCCUCCAAGAUACAAAGCGCGUUGCUGAACCGACUGUCGCAGCUGGCCGUCCAGGUUACUCGCGAAGAACCCGUCGAGCCUGUUGCACACCAUGUCCAGCGUGCCCUCGACAACCUCUACGCCCUCUUCGCCGUUCCCGAUACUCAGACGCGCCAGCCUGCCGGGCUCGAGGACUCCGGCCUUUUCAUUGAAGACGACGCGGACGAAAGGGGAUCUCCCGCUGCCGAGCAUGUCCCCCUUCCGCCCAUCGAGGGCAGCAUCGCCGACGAGGAGCUGGAAGACGUCUACGGCACCAUGAUUCGCAUGUCCAUGGAGCUGCGCGAGGGCUUCCUGGAGAUGAAGGAUCACCAGACAGGCCUUGUCGCCGAUAUGACCAAGGUGCAGACCCAGAACGACGACCUCAAGGCCCAGAACAAGUCGCUCCGAUCUCAAAACGACAUCCUUCAGGCCCAAGUCGCCGCUCUCCGCUCCAAGAUCGAAUCCCUCCGCACCCAGAACCAGUCUUUGCGCACGGACCUGCAGUCCGACUUCACCGAACUCAUGUCGCUCAAACUCCAGCUUAUGGCCAUUGAGGUCAAAUCCGCUCUGCAUAUGGGCCAGGAUGGCAGCGACGUUCUCAAGCAGAGCAUGGAGCGGUGGACUGAAGAGUGGCACGAGAUGGAUGAAAAGUUCCGUGAGCGUAGAGAAAAGUUCUCCGGUGCUGUGGAUCCCAACCUACUGGGCGAGGCACACCAGCUGGCGGCCGACAUCUCGGCCUUCCUAAAUUUGGAAGAUGGCAACCUCAGGCCAAAGAGCUCUCGCCGCUCCCGCAACCUCCCUGGUAUCCACGCAAGGGGGUCGAGUGAUCCUUUUCCUGUUCUUGCCCGCAUUGAAGAAGUUGUCGAGAAGCCCGAGAUCGUCGAGAAGCCUGACGAAGUCACCGUGAAGCCCGAAGAGCCUGCAAGAGAAGCUUCUCAUCUUGCCUCGGUCAGCCAUGCCAACCCGGGCCCAGACCAGCUUUCUCUUGCCAACGAGCAACAGAGGCCAUCGGCAGAACAGUCUAGUCCCGGUUUUCUUGCCCGUCUGUGGCUUUCUGGCCCAAGGCAAUUCAUUAUAUCAAAGACGCUCCUAACAGAUCCUCGAAAGAGCAUCUGGGACGCUCUAUCUGAUGUCACUGGAGUCGGCAUGUACGAUGACUUCUACGACGAAUACUCCACGGCCGAGUAG